Sphenostylis stenocarpa is the source of this 1854-nucleotide messenger RNA. Lineage: Eukaryota; Viridiplantae; Streptophyta; Magnoliopsida; Fabales; Fabaceae. The record is from the annotation of a GenBank genome assembly.
AUGUCAGGGAAGAAACCCAGAGAGUUGAACAUAAAGCUGCUAUGCCCCUCCCUCUCGAAGGUGGCUCAAGUGGUGGCGUGGGAGGACCAGAGAAUCGACUUGGGCUUCAUUUCACGGGCCUUUGGGCUGGACCCAUCAUCGCUGAGGCUGAACGGUCACUUCAUCAGCAGAGGGGUGGACCUCAUCGCUUCCUCCCUCACUUGGAACUCUGUUCUCUCUUUCUUCUCCGCCAAAGGCUUGUCCACUGGCAAAGAUCAAUGUGAUGCUCUUGUCGUCACUGGCAAGCUCUGCAAAAUUGGACUCAAGCGACGACAUGACUCACUAAAUUUUCAAAGUGGGAUUGGCAAGAUUAUGGAAAAUGAGAAUGCUGGUAACAUUAAAGGAAUUCAACCGGAAGCUAUCAACUUGUUCAAGAGUAAGAAGUUGAAAGAGAGCACCUCAGCCACUGAACAGGAGAGGAUUCAAGCGGGUAAGAGACUCCUUGAAGCAAAGCGAAUUGCUGAAGAAAAUGAGAGAAAACGGAAUUUAGCCCUGAGAAAAGCGGAAAAAGAAGAAGAGAAAAGAGCUAGAGACAAAGUUCUACAGAAACUAGAGCAGGAUAAGAAUUUGAAUCCUGUUUACACAACUACAAAAGCUGAGCAGUUAAGAGAAUAUCUAAGGAAUCUUAAGCGUCACCAUCAGGGUGAGGGUGCCAGAGUCAGAAGAGCCUUUCGAACACUACUAAUCUAUGUUGGAAAUGUUGUCAAGAAUCCCAAGGAGGAAAAGUACAGGAAAAUCCGACUGAAUAACCCAUUAUUUCUGGAUAGAGUUGGAAGUUUAAGUGGUGGUGUAGAGUUUCUUGAGCUAUGUGGUUUUGAGAGAGGUGGUGACUUCUUGCAUCUUCCUGAAGAAAAGGUUGACAUGGCACUGCUGAAUUCAGCUGGUUUUGUCUUAAAUUCUGCAAUUACAAACCCUUUCUUUGGACUUUUAAUGAGAAAACAUCAUUCUUUGACCCUAAAUCUCUUCAAAACGCCGGAGAAAUUUUUCUUCCAUGGCGGAAUCUCUGUAGUAACCAGCCCGCGCGCCCACACACACAGUGACUCACUCACUGCGCAUUUCCAGACGCACGGAAGGGAAACAAUCGAUGACUCUGUGACGGACGCAGCCCGAAAGUUAGAAACCCUAAGCCCCUGUCGCUGGACCGCCGCCUUGCUUCACCUUCUCUGCUGUGGUCUGAAGCUCUCUUCUGUCGUGCUGCACUCGCUGCUUCAUGCACGUUUUCGGCGUUCAAUGUUCUAUCUCAGUAAAAUCGAACACAAAUUGCCCCUGCCACCUACUCGUCUUGUUCUUCCCAUUCGAGAAGCUAUACACAUGGAGCUUGAGAAACUUUUCUUAGAUAAGGUUAUAGCAAACUUGGGCCUUUGCAUUUCUGUCUAUGAUAUCAGAUCCAUUGACGGUGGGUUUAUCUUUCCCGGUGAUGGGGCUCCAACCUAUACGGUUGUGUUCAAUAUGGUCAUGUUUCGUCCAUUUGGGGGGGAGAUUAUUACUGCUAGGCUUCUUUCAUCUGAUUCUGAUGGCUUGCGAUUAACUCUUGGAUUCUUUGAUGAUAUUUAUGUCCCUGCACAUCAUAUGCCCUACCCAAAUCGCUUUGUGGCGGAUGAACAAGGAAAGAGGAAAGGCGAUUGGUAUUGGGAUUUUAAUGAACAAGAAUAUCCUAUUCAAGAAUCAGAUGUGAUCAAAUUUCGAGUUCAAAAUGUGAGUUAUCCGCCAAUUCCGGUUGAGCAACCGAAAGAGUCAAAGCCAUUUGCACCUAUGUUGGUUACUGGAUCGUUAGAUCAUGAUGGUCUAGGCCCUGUAUCUUGGUGGUUGGAAUAG